AUGACUGCGGUUUCUACUGUUUCGUACAAAUUUAAUGUUAAUGGAUACCAUACUGAUAUAAUGGAAGCUAGAAGAGGCCUUAGACAAGGCGAUUCUAUAUCGUCUAUGCUGUUUGUAAUUGUAAUGGAGUGUCUUAACAGAUACCUAUGUAAGAUGCAAAGAAAUAGUGAAUUCAAAUAUCAUCCAAGAUGUGAUAAAUUGAAAAUCACAAACUUAUGCUUCGCGGACGAUCUUCUAAUGUUCUCUAGAGGAGACAAAAAAUCAGUUGAAAUGAUGAUGACAGCGUAUGGUAAAUUUUCAAAAGCCAUAGGUUUGGUGGUGAAUCCGCAAAAGUGUCGUAUUUACUGUGCUGGAGUGGAUGAAAAGACAAAAAGAGACAUGCUCACAACCUCUGGCUUCCAAGAGGGACAGCUCCCUUUUAAGCACCUGGGUGUCCCCGUGACAGGUAAGAAGCUUUAUACACACCAAUAUUCGCCUUUGAUCGACAAGAUUGUCUGUAGGAUAAAACAUUUGACAGCGCGGUUACUUACUUAUGCGAGAAGAUUGCAGCUUAUUAAUAGUGUUACGUUUGCGUUGACUAAUUACUGGCUGAACUGUUUUCCUUUCCCCAAACAUGUCCUACAAAAAAUCGAAAGCAUAUGCCGAAUAUUUCUUUGGACAGGUGGCUUUAAGGGUAGCCGCAAGGCACCCGUAGCGUGGAAGCCAUGGUGGUUUGAAUGUUAUCGACAUUGA
This is a messenger RNA of Vicia villosa (hairy vetch), 732 nucleotides long. RefSeq lists its product as uncharacterized. NCBI's taxonomy places the organism in Eukaryota, Viridiplantae, Streptophyta, Magnoliopsida, Fabales, Fabaceae. The record is from RefSeq and is a predicted model, not a curated record. Bases 1 to 732 code for a protein of 243 amino acids. The transcript has a single exon.